Messenger RNA from Cooperia oncophora, 1287 nucleotides. The record is from the annotation of a GenBank genome assembly. Lineage: Eukaryota; Metazoa; Nematoda; Chromadorea; Rhabditida; Trichostrongylidae.
GAUCCAUAUUCACAUGAUUCGAUUUCAGGUGCCAUUACCCCGGAUUGGACUGAUUCGGAUGACUGUUCUCUUCUUCACUGGGCUGCCAUCAACAAUCGAUUGCAUGUGGCUGAACUGCUUCUACGACGGCGAGCCAAUGUGAACGCUGUGGGCGGUGUUCUAGCCUCAACGCCACUUCACUGGGCUGCCCGGCAGGGCCAUGUGUUGAUGGUGGCCUUUUUAGUGACGAACGGUGCUCAGGUGGAAAAACGCGAUGUCGAGGGCUUCACACCACUGCACGUCGCCGCUCAAUUCGGUGCCACACCAGUCGUCGGCUACCUCAUUGCUCGCGGUCAAUCCGUUGACGCGCCAGACGAGUCACGGAUCACACCAGCAAUGUGGGCAGCAGCGAAGUGUUCCCAAACUGAUCCUCUUCAACUGUUGAUCACUCUUGGUGCUGAUGUGAACAAAGCCGAUGCCGCCUACCAUAAUACUCCACUCCAUUGGGCUGCUACCAACGGCAAUAUCACAGCUGUGAAUACCCUUCUGAAAGCCGAUUGCGACUUAGCGGCUACGAAUCGCGACAACGAAACGGCAUUGGACAUCGCUGUACGUCGUGGAGAUACCGUUCUCAUCUCCAGAAUCGAAUUAGCGGCACGGCAGAAAGGCCUUAUGAAUUCUACGUGGCGGCAGAAACUCACUGAGAAUAAGAGUACUGCAAGGCGAAUACUCUGGUGCGUGCCAUUUCUGCUAUACUUCUGCAUAUGGUUGAUUCUUCACCUCAGUACCUCACUUUCUGUUAAACUAGCUUAUCUCUUACUGACCGCCAUGAUCUGCAAGUAUUUCCCACUCAAAUUUUCAAAUUCUGAUCUACUGGACUCGAUGCCGCCUUCAAUAGCCACUUCAACAAAAGUUACAUUGAUUCUCACAUGGUUUUUCUAUCUACAACCCAUAUCUACAUGGUACAUGCAAAUCGCCUUUUCACUUUUCAUUUUCAUUUUACCGUUCACGUUCUUCACGGUGACUUAUUGUGAUCCGGGUUAUAUCAAUACUACGUAUCAAGAGAGAUGCAAAACUAUUAUCAAUAUUAGUGAGGGGAAAUGCCCUUCAACGACAUUUUGUCCAACGUGUUUGUUGAUAAAACCAAGCAGGUCUAAACACUGCCGGUAUUGUGAUCGUUGCGUGUCGAGAUUUGAUCAUCAUUGUCCUUGGUCUAUGCAUCCAGCUCCACGCGAGAUCGCAGUACAGCCGACUACCUCUGACCAUUCUUCAUCAUUUUGUCGAGCCGCACCAUGGUCUGUGAUGUAA